Messenger RNA from Drosophila sulfurigaster albostrigata, 2447 nucleotides. It is a transcript of the gene Lac, whose product is annotated as lachesin. The transcript has 2 exons. NCBI's taxonomy places the organism in Eukaryota, Metazoa, Arthropoda, Insecta, Diptera, Drosophilidae. Gene Ontology annotation, cellular component: neuron projection. Bases 463 to 1560 code for a protein of 365 amino acids. The record is from RefSeq and is a predicted model, not a curated record.
AUUCUUGUUGCAACGUUCAAGCCGUGUAGACGUAUUCGGUUUCGUACAUCGCGUGUGCUCAACGUAUUUUCAUUUGAUAAACUUGGCUUACACUUACAUAGACAGCGACAGUGAGAGAGCGCGCGCGCACACACUGUAGGUGAGAAAACCAGCUUAGAGCGAGCCGACAAGUGUGUCUUCCAAACAGCAUCCGCAGCUGUUGUGUGUAACAAAAAGAGUCAAAGCUACCUGUUUAUGGUGUGUUGUUUGGCGGAUGAGUAUAACGUAGAGCGCAACGUCAAAUAGCUCAGCUGCAGCUACAUCGUACAUAGUUAAAAGUUUAAUACGCUCAAGCUGAGACGCUGCCGUAUCCACAGUCGUUGUGUCUCUCUCUUUGCAAUAGCAGCCAAGUAGUAGAUUGUAGGGUGUGGUGCAAAAAUAAUUUCAAAUAAUAAGCGAACAAAUAAAUAUACAAAUACAAAUAUGAGUCGAUUCCACCUCAAAAUGUUUGAUAACCUCUUACCCGCGCUUUUGCUAUUUAUAACACUCGUCGCGCAACAAGCACAGGCGCAGAGGACACCGACAAUUUCGUACAUCACACAGGAGCAGAUCAAGGACAUUGGUGGUACCGUCGAAUUCGAUUGCUCCGUCCAGUAUGCCAAAGAAUACAAUGUAAUGUUUGUUAAGACUGAUACGGACCCCGUCUUUUUGACCAUUGGCUCUACGCUUGUGAUUAAAGACUCGCGUUUUUCGCUGCGCUACGAUCCGAACUCGUCGACCUACAAACUGCAGAUUAAGGACAUUCAGGAGACGGACGCUGGCACCUACAGUUGUCAGGUGGUCAUCUCGACGGUGCACAAGGUGUCUGCCAAUGUGAAAUUAUCAGUGCGUCGUCCCCCCGUCAUCGCCGAUAACUCGACACAAUCGAUAGUCGCCAGCGAAGGCACCGAGGUGCAAAUGGAAUGCUAUGCCAGCGGUUACCCAACUCCAACUGUCACAUGGCGUCGUGAAAACAAUGCUAUUCUGCCAACUGAUAGCGCCACCUAUGUGGGCAACAUACUGCGCAUCAAGUCACUGAAGAAGGAGGAUCGCGGCACCUACUAUUGUGUGGCCGACAAUGGUGUCAGCAAGGGCGAUCGUCGUAACAUCAACGUUGAGGUGGAAUUUGCCCCCGUUAUCACCGUGCCACGUCCACGUCUGGGCCAAGCGUUGCAGUAUGACAUGGAUCUGGAGUGCCACAUUGAGGCGUAUCCCCCGCCAGCGAUUGUGUGGACCAAGGAUGACAUUCAGCUGGCCAACAAUCAGCAUUACACCAUCUCACAUUUCGCCACUGCCGAUGAAUACACCGAUUCGACGUUGCGUGUGAUCACCAUCGAGAAGCGUCAGUAUGGCGACUAUGUGUGCAAGGCCACAAAUCGCUUUGGCGAUGCCGAGGCGCGUGUCAAUCUCUUCGAGACGAUUGUGCCCGUUUGCCCGCCGGCCUGUGGUCAGGCGUACUAUGGCGGUGCUGAGCACAUUGCUGCCUCGGCCUCCUCGUUUGCUCUGCUUGGCAUUUUGCUUGCCCUGCUCUUUGCCAGAUAAGCCAAUUAAUGUAGCCAACCCACCAGCAACACAACCAGACUACGAUGCUCCACGCUCCUCCAUAUCUAAUCCAAAAGCAAACCCAUCAAUCAGCUCUCGAUUAUAUACAAAACAUAUACAUAUUUAUAGCGUAUAUAGAAUCACAUUACAAGUAAUAGACAUCACUCAAAACUGUAGACGAAACGUGUCGCAAUCGUAACAUAUAACUGGAAACUCUUUUUUUCUUUAUUUGACAGCUCUUAUAUUAAGUUCUUGUUCUACUUAUUGUUUUCCAUAUGUCAAUGCUACAAAACGUCCAACCUUAUAUGUUAAGUUAAGUAUGAUAAGUUCAACGAAUGGAAUCGUCUCCUCUUAUAAACUAAUCUGAUAGCACAUAAAUCGAACCAAAUCUUUAAAUCGAAUCUCCCCCAAACUCACAUUCCAAUUGGUGUCCCGUCCGUAAUAUAUGUUCUUUUUUUAUAAUCUGUAUAUUUUUAAAUAAUUUGAUAAGACAAUGACUAUAUUCUCGAGUACAUUAUGUAAUACAAAACAAAAUCAAGCCAAGUUCAACACAAGUAACGCUAUCUAAGAUCAUUCCGCUUUACAUGAUAAUUAACUGAGAAUAUUUUAUUUUUUUAUUAAAUAAAUAAUAAAGUAUUUUCUUGCUGCAAUGUAAUUAAGUUGAAAUAAAUCUGUCAAUUAAUUACUGCAUUUACAAUUCGAGACAAAGAUACACAUAUACGAACGAACGAUGAAUCCAACAACAAAAUCGUUAGCUCUUAAGCAAUAUUCGAAUUAUUUACUUUUGAAUAACAAUUAAAAACCCAUUUUUUUUGUGGGUGUACAUAAUAUAAUUAAAUGAUUCGACUUUGUAAUAAAAAAAGAAAAUACAUGUGAAAAUCCAAUAA